AUGGCCGCUUCACCUGCUCUCAGUGCAAGCUCACACAUGUCACACUCAUCAAGACCAUCUCUAUCGCUGGAUAUGAGCAACAUUCCUCAACUAUCUAAACCCACACCACCAUCCAACACCCUCUUAAUUACCGAUCUCAACGAUCUGCUGGUCUUCCAACCAUCCGCACUCGAAGAAAUCCGCAACCUCAUCACCUCAGUGGCCGUACUCAACUCCUUCUCGCCCCUCCCAUCCCUCCGCCGCAUCGUCUGCUCCUUCACCAACACCGAAGAUGCAACCACCAUCCGCAAACUCCUGGACGGCCAACUCCUACUCAACCGCGUGCAUCCGCGAAUCUACUUCGGCGAACCAACCCCAUUAAAUGACCGUCCCAAACUUCUCGAAGCACCCCAAGUCUCAAAGCUGUUCUUCAUUUCCCCGCCUCCCAGCCCACCCCACGGCUGGGUUCUGCGCAAUGAAGACCCGCCCAACAAAGAGGUCCAUGCCUCUGAUCUCGCUCAUGCCUUGUCCCAGCUGAAGACGGAGCCGAAGGAAGAUCCCGCUACCCCGGUCUCAAUCUCGGAUGAUAAGCGCACCCCCAGUUGGCCGAUUGAGGGCCAGCGAAGUCGGAGCAGCACCAUUAUCUAUCACCCUGAUACCCAUGGCGAUAGUCCCAAUUUGCCCGCUGUCAUGGUGGAAGAUAUGAGUCUGGGUAUUGAUGUUGAGGAUGUCGAUAUGGAUGAGAUGAGCCCUAUUGAGAUGUCUGUUAAGUCUAUGCCUCCCAAGACUUCGAGGCCACCCGUCGAAUUGAUGGAGUAG
Messenger RNA from Penicillium salamii, 798 nucleotides. The record is from the annotation of a GenBank genome assembly. NCBI's taxonomy places the organism in Eukaryota, Fungi, Ascomycota, Eurotiomycetes, Eurotiales, Aspergillaceae.